Messenger RNA from Ochlerotatus camptorhynchus, 717 nucleotides. RefSeq names its product lethal (2) 34Fc (gene l(2)34Fc). The coding region runs from base 127 to 630 and encodes 167 amino acids. The record is from RefSeq and is a predicted model, not a curated record. NCBI's taxonomy places the organism in Eukaryota, Metazoa, Arthropoda, Insecta, Diptera, Culicidae. Gene Ontology annotation, cellular component: membrane. The transcript has 3 exons.
UGUGAGUUCGAUUCGGAAGGAUCAAUUCUAUAUAGUGGAAGUGAAUUCUAGUCUGAUCCGUGCUACAUUACCUUUAUCUUUUUCUAAGCAUCUCUGCUAGAUUCAAUUGACGAAACAGUAUUAAAGAUGGCCUAUCGAUACGCUUGCGUGCUUUUGACCGUUGCGCUGUGCGCCGCCCCCGCCUUCUCCUUCUCGGCCGGUGCUCCGGACGGUGCCUGUGGAGACAUGAUCCCACAGCAUCACACCGAUCCGCAGAAAUCGGCUGCCCCGUACAAGAUUCUGCUGGGCAAGAAGCAAAUCAAAUCCGGCGAAGGCGUGACCAUUACCGUGCAAGGAAACACCGCAAAGGAUACCAUCAAGGGACUGCUUUGCCAGGCUCGUGUCGGUGAGACCGCGGUUGGAUCAUUCGAUGUCCCGCCAAACAACAACUUUAUCCAGACCCUGGACUGCGGCAACUCGAAGAUGUCUGCCAUCACCCAUAAGAAGAUUACCAACGCACCCAACAGCAUCUCCUUUAACUGGGUUGCACCACGAGGACUCAGCGAAAACGUCAAGAUUACCUGUACCAUUGCCCUGAACGGAGGUGUCUUCUGGGUUAAGGAGCAGGCCACUGACCUGAAGGUCAACUAAAAGUUGGAGGGAAAAUUUGACCAAAAUAUAUAUUUUUAAGCAAUGAUUUCGAGCUAAAUUUCUGGCUAGGACAGACUGUGACGUUCA